This is a messenger RNA of Coffea eugenioides, 1995 nucleotides long. RefSeq names its product calcium-transporting ATPase 12, plasma membrane-type-like. The coding region runs from base 1 to 1995 and encodes 664 amino acids. NCBI's taxonomy places the organism in Eukaryota, Viridiplantae, Streptophyta, Magnoliopsida, Gentianales, Rubiaceae. Gene Ontology annotation, molecular function: nucleotide binding; P-type calcium transporter activity. Gene Ontology annotation, cellular component: intracellular membrane-bounded organelle. The record is from RefSeq and is a predicted model, not a curated record. The transcript is spliced from 2 exons.
AUGCACCGUCUACACUACAGAAGGAUAUGCUGCUAUAUUCAUCAUGGUGCUACAGAAGGAUAUGUCGCCAGAUAUGCAUUGUCUGCAUUGCAGAAGGAUGUGCAUGCAUUUGUGAGAGCUGUUCUUGUACACAUGCAGUGCACGCAUUCUGGGGUCCUUGGUAAAUCUGGAAAACGCUUCUCUUCUGUAAAAGAGGAAGUAGUAGUUAACGACGGAGUAGAGUUGACACCCAUAGUUUUCGAUGCCCAGAAGAGGUUGCGGGCAUUUUGGACAACGCUCUAUAGCAUCAACGCCUUCUGUCGAGCAAAAGAUAUUGCACCUGGGAACCAAAGCGGGCUGUUGGACAAUCCUUUACCAUCUCCGUUUGAUACAGUUAUCGAUGUUAUGCCAGAACGCUUAUCUGAGCCUACUCCCGUGAAAAAAAUUGUUACACUAGAAUGCCUAUCUGAGCUUGCCCGCCACAAAAACGUCGAGCAGCUUCAUCAGCUUGGAGGCGUUCCAGGAGUUGCCUCAUAUCUCAAAUCCGAUGCUGAAAGCGGUAUCCAAGGUGAUGAUGAGGAAAUUGCACGUAGGCGCCAUAACUUUGGUUCAAACACUAUCCAGAAGCCAACUCCAAAAACUUUACCCAUUGUGCUUGAGACCGUCAGAGAUCCCAUCAUUAUUAUCCUACUUGUCUGUGCAACACUUUCAGUCUGUUUUGGUAUAACACGUCAUGGGCGGAGAGGAUGGUCUGAUGGGGGAAGCAUAUUUGUCGCUGUCAUUCUUGUGAUCAUGGUGACUGCCACGAGUAACCUCUGGCCAAGAAGACAAUUCUUUAAGCUAUGGAAAGCUCGUGACAAAUUCUCCGUCUCCGUCAUAAAAAAUGGGCAACAGAUGCGCAUCUCAGUGUUUGAAGCCGUUGUUGGGGAUAUUAUUUGUUUGAAGACUGGAGACCAAGUUCCUGCUGAUGGCUUAUUCAUAGAUGGGAAUCCCUUACAGGUGAACGAGUCAUGCAUCGCAGCUUGGAGGGAAUCAGUCGAAAUCAAUAAAAGCUGUAAUCCAUUCUUUCUCUCUGGCACGAAGGUGAUCAACGGUUCUGCUCGAAUGCUUGUGACUGCAGUCGGCAUCAACACAGAAUGGGGGAAGAUGCUGAGCUCAAAAAGCUAUGAUAUUGAGGAAAGAACUCCAUUACAAAGGAAGCUACGUGAGCUGACGAUACAAAUAUCUAAAGUCGGUUUAAGGGUUGCUUCCUUGGUGCUGGUAGUACUGCUUGUUCGUUACUUUGUCGGGAAUAUGCGGAAUGAGGAUGGAAAAUCAGACUUCACUGCCGGGAAGACAAAUAUCCAUGAAGUCUGCAAUGAUCUGAUAGGGAUCCUAGCCACCCCAGUUUCUAUUGCUGCAACUGCCAUCCCUGAAGGUUUGCUCCUAGCUGUCAUGAUAACCAUUGCUUACUCAACCAACAGGAUGGCAUCUCAAAAGGCACUAGUAAGAAAUCUUUCAGCCUGUGAAGCAGUUGGUUCCGCAGAUGUAAUCUGCACAGAUGAAAGAGGAAGUCUUACCUUGAAUCAUCUGAUAGUAAGCGAAUUUUGUUUCGGCAACAAGCUUCUCAAUGCAGGAACUUCCUCAAUCAUCCCAAGAAAUGUUCUUGGACUGCUCCGUGAAGGUAUGCUUUUGAGAAGCACUGAAGCCUCAUCAGGAUCUCCCAUUGAACUUUUUGAGAGUCAAGUUCACAGUACAAUUCAGGCGUGGAGUGUCCAAGAUAUGGACGUCAAUGUUGAACAAGUUCGAGCAAAUUGUGCCGUUCACAGUCCAGAAAUCUUCAAUUCUGAGAACACUCAAAGUAGCAUAUGGAUCAAGAACAAUACCAGUGAUAGUAUUCAUGUGCACCAGAAAGGCCAACCAGAAAUCAUAUUGGCCAUGUGCUCACAAUAUUAUGAUGAAGAUCGGAUCGUCAAACAUAUGUCUGUAGAUGCAAAAAAAAAGCUUGGAGCAAAUAUUUCAGGAGAUGAAGUCUAA